AUGACAAGGGAUCGCACGGCAGCGUCGAGGAGACAUUCUGAGGAGCCGACAGGUCCGGUCGACUCGAAGCCGAGGAUCAGGAGAGGGCUCUACCCAACUGUUGUACAUCAGGGCGCCUCCGUCGAAAUGAUCGUUUGCGUUACCGGCUGGCCGACACCAACCGUCAAGUGGUAUCGCAACGGCGAAGAGAUCGUUCCCGCCACCGACGAUGACCGUCACGUCGUCUUCACCGACGACCGUGGCCUCCACCAUCUCGUCAUCGUCAAUGCACAGCCCGAAGACGAGGCUGAAUACGCCCUCGUCGCCCAGAACCCGCUCGGCGAAGCCAGAACUGACGGUACCUUAAGUGUAAUUCGUCCUCGAGGAGGUGACGGUGGCGAUGAGGACCGGAGAAAGGGCGCCUAUCCGCCUGGCUUUGUUCGUCAGCUGAAGAACAAGCACGUGUUCACCAAGCUGCCGACGAUCUUCGAUUGUUUGGUGGUUGGCGAGCCGUCACCAACCGUGGAAUGGUUCCACAAUGGAAGACGCGUGAAGCCGGGCCCAAGGCAUAAGAUUCAGACGGCAAAGGGAGGUUCCCACGCUCUGAUCAUCUUGGAGACGGAAGAGGGCGACGCGGGCGAGUACGUGGCCGUGGCAUCAAAUUGCCAUGGUACGGCUUCGUCUUCAGCUGUUCUCGACGUCACCCGGCCCUUGCUUGACGACAUCCGCUUUGACGGGACUGUCGAUGUGGGACCGCUGUUGACAGAGGAAUAUGGGUUCCGGCCCAAGAUCUCCAUGUCUUCACUCCCUACUCCACCAGAUCGUGGUCCUUUUAUUAAGGAGGUCACUGGCCAUUACUUGACGCUGUCGUGGAUCCCGACGAAACGUGCGCCACCCCGCUACCCGCAGGUCACGUACGUCAUCGAGAUUCGAGAACUUCCGCACAAGGAGUGGUCACUGCUCGACUACAACAUCCCCGAGCCGGUGUGCAAGGUGCGGAACCUGGAGCUCGGAAAGUCUUACCAAUUCCGAGUUCGAGCCGAGAACAUCUACGGCAUCUCCGAACCCUCACCGGCAUCCCCGCCAAGCAGAUUGAUGGCCCCGCCCCAGCCAGUGUUGGACAAGAACAAGAAGAUCAUCCCCUUGCUGGACCCGUACGCCGAGCAGGCGUUGGACAAGGCUUAUGCCGAGCAGUAUGCCUGCGCCCCCUGGUUCGCCCCUGGCAUCGAGGAGAAGCGGUACUGCGCCGAGGCGGACAGCAUUAGCAUUGUGCUGAAUGUUCAGGGAUACCCCGAUCCACAAAUCGUCUGGAAAUUCCGCGGCGUGGACAUUGACGUGACGGACCCGUUGUGUCGAUGCAAAAUUCAUACCUAUGGAGGUUCCGAAACGAUCCUAACGAUUUCUGGGUUCAACAAGUCCAACGUCGGCCAAUACCAGUGCUUGGCCACCAACCAGUACGGUGACGCCCAGCAGAACAUCUUUGUCGACUUGGCGACACGCCCCGAAUUCGUACAACCCAUGUCGAACCGAACGUUCGGCGCGGGACAACCACUAAAACUCGAGGUGCGCGUUGAAGGCAACCCGGCACCGACGGUCAAGUGGAUGAAGGAAUGGAAGCCAGUCGUCGGGUCAUCACGGGUCAAGCUCGGCUUCGAGGAGCCCUGCACGCACACGUUGACCAUUGCGGAACCAAUGGGGCGCGACUCCGGCGUGUACAGCUGCGUCGCUUCCAACGAGGCCGGCCAGAGCACGUCAUCGGGAAAUGUGACCGUAGAAGAAGAAGACCCCGACUCGACGCAGUCAUUGCCCAAAUUCAUCCGCGAUCGAUCGACGUCGCGGGCACGGCGGAGGGCCGCACUUCUUGAGGAGGACGAGCCAGUCGAAGAUGCUCCUGCCGAAUCCACUGAAGAA
Molecule: messenger RNA, 1890 nt
Organism: Mesorhabditis spiculigera
Lineage: Eukaryota; Metazoa; Nematoda; Chromadorea; Rhabditida; Rhabditidae
Source: the annotation of a GenBank genome assembly